AUGCAAGACAUCACAACAACAUCCACAAUUGAACAGUUGCUUAUUAUAUUUUCUCGAUAUGGACUGCCAGUGGUCUUGACAGCAGAUAAUGGACCCCAAUUCAUUUCUGAGGAAUUCCGCCUAUUUUGUGAAGAACAAGGGAUUAAGCUCGAGAGUACUAUUCCGUACUGGCCCCAAAUGAAUGGGGAGGUAGAGCGUCAGAAUCGCUCUAUUCUCAAACGGCUACGUAUUGCGCAAGAGCUUGGAAAAAAUUGGCGGAAGGAGCUGCGUCAAUAUUUGUUAACCUAUCAUUCUGCGAUACACCCACCAACAGGAAAGUCCCCAUCAGAACUGAUGUUCGGACGGCGGUUACGUACCAAGUUACCCUGUAUUCCUAUGGAGGUUUGCGAAGAUGAAGAAGUCAGAGAUCAGGAUCGAAUCCAAAAAAUGCUGAUCGUAGCAGAAAAGCAAGAUUGA
This is a messenger RNA of Uranotaenia lowii, 456 nucleotides long. RefSeq lists its product as uncharacterized. The record is from RefSeq and is a predicted model, not a curated record. NCBI's taxonomy places the organism in Eukaryota, Metazoa, Arthropoda, Insecta, Diptera, Culicidae. Bases 1 to 456 code for a protein of 151 amino acids. The transcript has a single exon. Gene Ontology annotation, biological process: DNA integration. Gene Ontology annotation, molecular function: nucleic acid binding.